AUGUUCUCGUCCAUUUGGAUCGUCGCCGCGCUAGUCUCAUGUGGCACUGCUCAAAAAGUCACAAUUCAGAAUGGGACCAUACUUGGAGGGAAAUGCCUUGAUACCGAGACGAACUACUUUUUUUCCAUUCCCUUUGCUCAACCACCAGUCGGCCGUCUGCGACUAAAGGCGCCGCUGCCGUAUAAUGUGGCCUACGGUGGUAUGCUCAACGGAACUGUUAAAGCACCAUCAUGUAUACAGUUCAACAAGGUUUUCGCCGAGUCUAACGCUCACAGCGAGGAUUGUCUAUACUUGGAUGUCUGGACCCCAAGCUCAGCGACAGCCGAUUCGAGGUUGCCCGUGAAAGUUUGGCUGUACGGAGGCGUCAAUGAGGCCGGCGGCAUAUCAGACCCUACAUACGACGGCUGUUAUGCCACUUCGUCUUCCAUUAUUGUGUCCAUAAACUACCGUGUUGGACCUCUCGGCUUUCUUGCUCUUGAGGACCUAGGGCUGCACGGCAAUUUUGGGAUCAGCGACCAGCUAUUAGCUCUCCAGUGGAUACAAGAGAACAUCCACGCCUUUGGAGGCGACAAAAGCAGGGUCAUGCUUUACGGACAGUCAGCAGGCGCAACGGACGCGUAUGCAAUAAGCACUUUGCCGCAGGCACCAAAACUCUUGUAUGCGGCAAUAUUCGAAUCUGGCGGUGGCCGCGAGUUUGCCAGUGUAGGAGAGGUUCAACAUUGGCAGCGACAAUUUCUUCGCGUGCUUAAUUGCAGUGCUACGGACCUAUCCUGUAUUGUCGCAGCUCCGCCGGAUGUUUUUGUGGCUGCCGAGGCCCAAAUGUACCAUCCUACAGUGCCGGCUGUUACUACACCAUUCGCGUAUCAGGGUGCUAGAACAAGAUGGGGCCCUGUUGUCGACGGCCACAUCAUUGCAGAGCUACCUACGAAAGUAGGAAAUAAAGUCCCUGCAAUCUUUGGCUUUAAUGCAGACGAGGGCACAUUGUUUGUCCUUGGUAAUUACGCAAAGGACCUGUCUCUGCUCAAUCAAAGCCACUACGAUGACUUUCUCUCCUACAACUUCGGGCCGUUGGCCACCAAAGUCAAUGCGACAUACUCUGCUACAAAAUUUCAGGACGCACAAUUUCCUAUUUUCGCCGCCAUGUCGACGGUCUUCGGAGAAGUCACCUUCAAAUGCCCAGCCUACAGGGCCCUUGUGACUUCCGAAAGAACCGGAGUUCCCCGGGGAUUGUACGUUUACGGCAGCAGAGCGGUCGCUGGCGGCGUCAAUGAGCCAAGCGUGGACUAA
Molecule: messenger RNA, 1287 nt
Organism: Akanthomyces muscarius
Lineage: Eukaryota; Fungi; Ascomycota; Sordariomycetes; Hypocreales; Cordycipitaceae
Exons: 4
Coding region: 1-1287 (428 amino acids)
Source: RefSeq, a predicted model, not a curated record